AUGUCCUCGACUGGCCAUGAGCUUGGCAACAUGGCCACGGCCACGGCCAAGGGCAUGCGCGCCGUCGAAGCGCCGUCCAGUCCUCACAGCGAGGACGUCGUCUCCAAGAGCGACUACGCCGACAGCGAGCAGCUCGCGCGCCUCGGCAAGAAGUCUGUUCUGAAGCGCAACUUUGGCUUCAUGUCCAUCCUCGGCUUCUCGUGCACCAUCCUCAUCACCUGGGAAGCCACCCUCGUGCUCUCCGCCCAGGGCCUCGCCAACGGCGGCUACGCCGGCGUCCUCUACGGCUACAUCAUCGUCUGGCUCGGCAACAUCUCCGUCUUCACCACCCUCUCCGAGCUCGCCUCCAUGGCGCCCACCUCCGGCGGCCAGUACCACUGGGUCGCCAUGCUCGCCCCGCGCCGCUGCUCCAAGUUUCUCUCCUACAUCACCGGCUGGCUGGCGGUCGGCGGGUGGCAGGGCUCGGUGGCGAGCUCGGCGUUCCUGACGGGCACCAUGAUCCAGGGCAUGGUGGCGAUGAACAACCCGGAGACGUACGCGCCGCAGGCGUGGCAGGGCACGCUGCUGUUCUGGGCGGUGAUGCUGUUCGCGGUGCUGGUCAACGCGGUGGUCAGCUCGGCGCUGCCCAAGUUCGAGGGCUUGAUCUUGAUUCUGCACGUGCUCGGGUUCUUUGCCAUCUUGAUCCCGAUGGUGUCGCUGGGGUACCACGGCGAUCCGCACCAGGUGUUUACCGAGUUCCGCAACGGCGGCGGUUGGCCGACGCAGGGGCUGUCGUUUAUGGUUGGUCUGGUUGGUAAUGUGUUUGCCUUUGUUGGCGUCGACGCUGCCUUCCACAUGUCCGAGGAGACGCUCAACUCGGCCGUCACCGUGCCCAAGUCCAUCUUCCUGUCCAUGCUCAUCAACGGCACCACGGGCUUCGCCAUGACCGUCGCCGUGCUCUUCUGCAUCCAGGACCUGGACCGCGUGCUCUCCUCGCCCACCGGCUUCGCCCACAUGCAGCUCUUCCUCGACUCGACCGGCUCCGUCGCUGGCUCCACCGCCAUGGCCGCCGUCAUCACCGCGCUUGGCGCCUGCGCCACCGUCGGCAUGCUCGCCUCCACCUCGCGCGUCUUCUGGUCCUUUGCGCGCGACCGCGGCCUCCCCUUCUGGCGCGUACUGUCCCGCGUCGACGCCCGCACCACCGUGCCCCUCUGGGCCGUCGCCUGCACCACUGCCAUUGCCUGCCUGCUGGCUCUCAUCAACCUGGGGUCCGCCACGGCGCUGAACGCGGUCAUCUCGCUGUCCAUCUCCUGCUUGUAUCUGUCAUAUUUCAUCUGCGCGGCGCUGCUGCUGUAUCGUCGCACCACGUCGGGGUUCGUGAUGCCGGGCGCGGCGGAGAUGCCGGCGCUGGCGAACACGACCGGCGCGGAGCUCGUGUGGGGCCCGUGGCACUUGCCCGGCGCGCUGGGAAUCGUCAACAAUGCGAUCAGCUGCGUCUACCUGAUCGUCAUCUUCUUCUUCAGCUUCUGGCCGGGGAUGAUGGACCCGACGGCGGCAAACAUGAACUGGGCCGCGGCGGUGACCGGCUUUAUCCUCAUCUUCAGCAUCUUGUACUACGUCUUCUGGGCGCGCAAGGAGUACGAGGGUCCGAUUGUCGAGAUCUGA
Cordyceps fumosorosea ARSEF 2679 is the source of this 1644-nucleotide messenger RNA. RefSeq names its product Amino acid/polyamine transporter I. Gene Ontology annotation, cellular component: membrane. Lineage: Eukaryota; Fungi; Ascomycota; Sordariomycetes; Hypocreales; Cordycipitaceae. The record is from RefSeq and is a predicted model, not a curated record. Gene Ontology annotation, biological process: transmembrane transport. The transcript has 3 exons. Gene Ontology annotation, molecular function: transmembrane transporter activity. Bases 1 to 1644 code for a protein of 547 amino acids.